AUGGUCAAGGAUACUAAAUAUUAUGACAUCUUGGGUGUCGAAGUUACAGCGACUGAUCAGGAGCUUAAGAAAGCCUAUAGAAAACAGGCAAUUAAACUUCAUCCCGAUAAGAAUGGCAAUGACCCUAAGGCUUCGGAGAAAUUUCAAGAACUAGGUGAAGCUUAUGGAGUAUUGCUGAACAAGGAUGCAAGACAGCUUUAUGAUGAGUUGGGAGCUGAAGGAAUGAAGAAUGAUCAAGUUGCCCAAGCUGCCGAAGUCGAUCCUGCUGAAUUAUUUGCCAUGAUAUUCGGUGGAGAUAGUUUCAAGGAUUGGUUUGGAGAGCUUAGUAUGAUGAAAGAUAUGUCCAAGACUGCUGAAAUAUUGGAAGAGGAUGAUGAAAGUGAAACUAGUCAUCUCUCUUCUCAAAAUGCUAGCACGCUCAACGGUAAGGUUGGAGAAUUAUCUUUGACUGAGAGAAGAGAAGGCGCUGACCAACAACAUGUUGGAGUAACUAAUGAAGGGGACAAUAACUUAAGUUCGGAAGCGAUUAAAAAGAAAUCCAAGCAAAAGAUCACCAAGAAACAAAGAGAAGAGAUGCUUAGACUUCAUGAAGAAGCCCAGAAAGAAAAGGCUGAAAGAGUGAAGACAUUGAGUGAGAAUUUGUUACUAAGAAUUGAGAAAUACAAAUCAGUCAAAGCAGAUAACUUUGCUCUCACUCAGUUCAAGGCCAAGCUUGAUCAAGAAUUAGAAGAUAUGAAAAUUGAAAGCUUUGGAAUUCAAUUAUUGCAUUUAAUUGGAAAAAUUUACAUUAAUCAAGCCAAUGCAACUACGCACGCAUGUAAGACAUUCGGAGUUUCUAAGAUCUACACAACUGUAAAAUCAAAAACAAAUAGCUUCAAGAAUGGUUUUGAAAUCUUGAAGACUGCAGUUGAUGCACAGACCUCUGUUAUGGAAAUGGUAAAGGAGCAAGAGGCGCUCCAGCAUCAGCAGGAAGCAGGUACUGAAUUAACGUUAGAACAGCAGUACCGCCAAAAGGAAAUUGAGAGGUUUAUUACUGGUAAGCUUGUAGCAACUGGCUGGGCCUCAACUAAAUACGAAGUCACUGGGAUAUUGAAUAAAGUUCUUCAUAGGGUGUUGAAUGAUAAAUCGCUUUCUAAGAAGGAACGUAUUGCAAGAGCAGAUGCGGUUUCGUUCAUAGGAAAGGAAAUGCUUAAUGUUAAGAGGUCUCCAGAAGAGGAUGAAGAUGCCAGAAUCUUUGAAGAAAUGAUGGCCGAUGCAUCUGCCAAAAAGUCUAAGGAUAAGAGAACAGCUGUAAGAAAUGAAGACAUCGAAGAGUACAUGCGCAAAUGUGCCGAGGAAGAUGAAACUUAG
This is a messenger RNA of Priceomyces carsonii, 1350 nucleotides long. RefSeq lists its product as uncharacterized. NCBI's taxonomy places the organism in Eukaryota, Fungi, Ascomycota, Pichiomycetes, Serinales, Debaryomycetaceae. Bases 1 to 1350 code for a protein of 449 amino acids. Gene Ontology annotation, biological process: protein import into peroxisome matrix. Gene Ontology annotation, cellular component: cytosol. The record is from RefSeq and is a predicted model, not a curated record. The transcript has a single exon.